UCAGAGGUCAAGCUCCCGCUGCUUCGGUUCUCCCAGGCCGCAGUGGCACCUCAGCGGCCAGCAGGGCUCGGGGCCUCAGAGCUGAAAUGACAGCAGCCGACGCCAUCUCCAUGACUGGUGAAAAGCUGGGGCUAUUUUCUGUGCCUGGGAAUCAGCAUUUUGACCCUGAGGGUAGCAGUGGCCCAAACAUUGAACUUGGACAUAUUAGGCUUAAAAGGAGAAGCCAGAGAGAGGUAGGCCAAACCCCGAAAGGCAGGAAAGAUGGCAGCAGGCCCCAGGCUCAAACAAAGAGCAGUAGAAAGAGGAAGCAGCCUAAGCAAAACCUAACUACCGAAUGUGCAGGUGGGCUUCAGCUUCCCGGUACACCUCGGCCACCAUCUUCUCUGAGCUCCCAGCCUAGCAGCAGCCACCAUUUUGAAUUUUCAGUGGGGAUCCUAGAAUCCCCAGGGCCUACCCUCAGGAGCAGCACCGUGCCACGCUAUUUGUCUACUCCAGCCCCUAAGGCCCUGAGCCAAGCUGUUCUGAAUGUUUCUGGUCCUCACAGCCGUGCACCUGAGUCCAGCUGUGAUGGGCGUGACCACUCCACUCCUGUUGGCCAGGAACUCAGUCAACAGGCCCUACUGCAGGUUCCUGAUGAUGGACGUUGUCACAGCGGUCCUGACCCCAAAGGCAGUGUGACCCCUAAAGGCAGGGUUCUCUGCUCACGAGUCUUAACAUUUGGUGGUCAUAGCAGUGCAUCUGUGGUCAGCCCCGAAGUUCGCCCUGAAGCCCAUAAUAUCCGCUGGAAUUUACGCCCUCGGGCCACUCCACGAGUUCCUGCUCCUCACAGCUAUACCCUGGGGUCCAGUUCUGAUAGAGGCAUCCGUGAAACACAGCGCAGAAGCAGCCGCAUUGCAUCCAGGCUCGGCCCUGACAACCAACGAAGCCAUAAAAUAAAGAUGGAGCUGAACCUGGAGCCCGAGCCCGAGCCAGAGCUGGAGCCGGAAUCAGAAUCAGAACCAGAACCAGAACCAGAGCCAGAGCCAGAGCCAGAGCCAGAGCCAGAGCCAGAGCCAGAGCCAGAGCCAGAGCCAGAGCCAGAGCCCGAGCCCGAGCCCGAGCCCGAGCCCGAGCCAGAGCCAGAGCCAGAGCCAGAGUCAGAGUCAGAGUCAGAGCCAGAAUCAGAGUCAGAGCUGGAGGGAGAGGAAGAGCUAGAACCUGGUCCUAGCAGCCAGCCACAAGCAAGCCUUUCCACCUUUAGGCAUGCAGUUCCAAGGAAAUCCUUGCUAGCAACCAGAGGCUCUCCUCCAAGGCGCCCAGUCUGUAUGCGGGCUUCUUCCCCUUCUCCUCCUGGUAGGUUCUAUCCUUUCCCUGGGCAGUAUAAUGAAGGUGCCAGUUCUUCCUCCUCAUCCUCCAACGAGGAUGCCUUCUGUGUUUCAGGUUCCCCUUCUUUUCUUAAGUCACCAAAACGGGGCUCCUCAUCUCCAUUAGGUGACUUAAGCUCCGACUCUGGUCCUAGUCCUGAUACCCUUUGGCGUGCCUUGAUACCUGACCUGGAUAACCUUGAUUCUUCCUCUUCUGGAGAGUCAGAGGAAGAAAUAGAGAUUGCCCCUCACCCUCCUGCAUAAGAAGAAGUGUAGAGGAUGCCCCUUACUCCCACACUCCACCCUUACUGUAAUUCAUGGUGAGAGUUCUCCCAGACUCACAAAAGGAAUAGGCACUUAUCCAUUGUUGGCUGUGAUUAUCUGUGAGGUUUCUAGGGUUUCUACCUAUUCACCAGUACUCUGAGCAGUUUUGAAAUCCCCUGUUCCCCUCACCCCAACUAUCUAGCACUUAUAAGGAUUUUGGUUCCAUUCAGUACCCCCUUUAUCUUUAAAACAGCCUGGGUUGUUUGUUAUUAGGUUUGGGUGGGGUUUUUUGUUUUUAUUUUUUUUGCCUCUGAGUUUUGUUUUCCAAGUUGCUUUUCUGUAAUUAAGUAUUUUAAUAAAAGUGUUGUUUUAUUUUAGAAAAAAGCAUAUA
Arvicanthis niloticus (Nile rat) is the source of this 1998-nucleotide messenger RNA. NCBI's taxonomy places the organism in Eukaryota, Metazoa, Chordata, Mammalia, Rodentia, Muridae. The record is from RefSeq and is a predicted model, not a curated record.